Molecule: messenger RNA, 924 nt
Organism: Colletotrichum higginsianum IMI 349063
Lineage: Eukaryota; Fungi; Ascomycota; Sordariomycetes; Glomerellales; Glomerellaceae
Product: Mitochondrial s-adenosylmethionine transporter
Exons: 1
Coding region: 1-924 (307 amino acids)
Biological process (GO): transmembrane transport
Cellular component (GO): mitochondrial inner membrane
Molecular function (GO): S-adenosyl-L-methionine transmembrane transporter activity
Source: RefSeq, a predicted model, not a curated record
AUGUCCUCCUCGAACCCCCCCUUCACUACCGCCCUGCUCGCGGGCGGCAUCGCCGGCACCACUGUCGACCUCUCCCUCUUCCCCCUCGACACCCUCAAGACCCGCCUCCAGUCCUCCGCCGGCUUCUUCCCUUCGGGUGGCUUCACCGGUAUCUACCGCGGCAUCGGCUCCGCCGUCAUCGGUUCCGCCCCGGGCGCCGCUUUCUUCUUCUGCACCUACGAAGGGUCCAAGUCUCUAAUCUCGGCCCGUCUCGCCUCCCUCUCGUCCUCGUCCUCUGGCACAACGAAACCGGCGGCCUGGGUCGACCCUGUAUCGCACAUGCUCGCCGCCUCCCUCGGCGAGAUCGCCGCCUGCGCCGUCCGCGUCCCCACCGAAGUUGUGAAACAGCGCGCCCAGGCCGGCCAGCACGGCGGCUCCUCCCUCCUCGCCUUCCGCUCCAUCCUCGCUCAGUACAACACCCCCGCCGGCCUCGCCGGCGUCUGGCGCGAGCUCUACCGCGGCUGGUCCAUUACCGUCCUGCGCGAGGUCCCCUUCACCAUCAUCCAGUUCCCCCUCUGGGAGCGCCUCAAGCGCUGGGGCCGCGAGCGUAAGCAGAACAAGAACUGGAAGCUCGACGUCGACGGCGCCGCCAAGAAGCAGAUCGAGUACGAGGUCAGCGCCGCCGAGAGCGCCCUGUACGGCAGCGUCGCCGGCGCCGCCGCUGCCGGUAUCACGACCCCGCUCGACGUGCUCAAGACGAGAGUCAUGCUGAGCCAGCAGAAGGAAAAGAUCGGCGACGUCCUGACGACGAUAUACAAACAGCACGGCAUCAGGCCCUUCUUCGCGGGUAUCGGCCCGAGAGUCAUGUGGAUCAGCAUCGGCGGCUCCAUCUUCCUCGGCAGUUACCAAUUUGCGUCCAACACCCUGACCGGUGCAGUACUAUAA